Molecule: messenger RNA, 1187 nt
Organism: Medioppia subpectinata
Lineage: Eukaryota; Metazoa; Arthropoda; Arachnida; Sarcoptiformes; Oppiidae
Source: the annotation of a GenBank genome assembly
GGACCAAAGACUCACUGAACAAAAUUGGUUUUAUGGAUAACUCGACACACGAUUUCUUACACGAUUUGAUAGUGAAAGACAACAAUACAUUAUUAGAUGAAACGCUUGUGAUUUUCUUCUCAGAUCAGGGCUCAGAUUGGUCUCCGAUUAAUGAACUUUAUUUCAAAGAAGUUGAGUCGCGGCUACCCUUUCUCUUUAUGAGACUACCAAAACAAUUACGAGAUAAAUACGGACCCGUUUUCAACACCAAUACUAAACAGUUGAUCACUCCCUUUGAUAUUCACGCAACACUUGUCCACAUACUUAAUGGUGAGGCAAACAAAACAUUACCUCACGGUCUGUCGCUAUUGGAUCAGAUACCAGAUAACAGGGACUGCAAAAGUGCUUCCAUACCAGAAAAUCUCACCCGAACGGACCGACCCGGAAAAGUGGACAAUCAUGACGGCAGCACUGCUCGCAAGCCCUCAAAUAAAAAAGACUAUAAGUUUAAGGAAAAGGAUUUGAAACAAGCGAAGGCUCGAUGGAUAAGCCUCCAGGAGGAGGACUGGGGCGACGAUAUGAUGCAAAAACCCAUUGAUGAACCUCCACGAAGGGACGGCAGCACUGCUCGCAAGCCCUCAAAUAAAAAAGACUAUAAGUUUAAGGAAAAGGAUUUGAAACAAGCGAAGGCUCGAUGGAUAAGCCUCCAGGAGGAGGACUGGGGCGACGAUAUGAUGCAAAAACCCAUUGAUGAACCUCCACGAAGGACUAAUAGAGAAUUGGGCGAAAUGUGUACGUAUUCUCGGGACUGCGAGUCUGGUUGUUGUCUAUUGGAAAGGUCUACAAAACUUCGCUCGUGUCAGCCCCGGGCAGUUAAAGGUGAAAAGUGUUCAAAUGCCCAAGUUAAGGCAGACAUCUAUGUCGAUGCCUGUCCCUGUGUUAGCGGAUACAACUGUUCAGAAGUGAAUAGCGAGACAAAUGUGGGCGAAGGGGAUGUCGAGGGUUUGGCCAAAUAUGGCGACGACUACGACGAGGCGGCCGACCAUAUGUGCCGUAUGAUUGAGAAAAAGUAUCACGAGGUGUGGUCAUGCAUUAUAGGGCAAAAGUUUGGCUACUCCAUUGAAGAGCCUGAACCUGGUAAAUUGAUGCUCUUUUACAUCGGCAAUGUCAAUAGGAUACGAGUCAUGGCUUUUGUAUCGAAAAACUAA